This is a messenger RNA of Penicillium psychrosexuale, 1122 nucleotides long. RefSeq lists its product as uncharacterized. The record is from RefSeq and is a predicted model, not a curated record. Gene Ontology annotation, cellular component: cytosol. The transcript has 6 exons. Lineage: Eukaryota; Fungi; Ascomycota; Eurotiomycetes; Eurotiales; Aspergillaceae. Bases 1 to 1122 code for a protein of 373 amino acids. Gene Ontology annotation, molecular function: L-aspartate:2-oxoglutarate transaminase activity; pyridoxal phosphate binding. Gene Ontology annotation, biological process: L-aspartate biosynthetic process.
AUGUUUGACAAUAUACCCUCGGGUCCUGCAGACCCUUUUUUUCAUCUGAAGAAAAAGGCCGAUGAAGAUGACCACCCAGACAAGGUUGACAUAGGGUAUGGACUCACUACUGGGGAUGAUCGAUUCCUCAAGCUCGCAGCGGAAGUCAUGUUUGGCCAAGAAAAUGAAGCGUUGGUAUCAGGGCGGAUCGCAUCCGUACAGACUCUCUCGGGCACAGGAGCCAACCAUACCGCCGCUGUCCUCAUAGCUAGACUACUCGAUCCAAAGCCAGCCAUCUACCUCGGAGUGCCUACCUGGAACAACAUGAAGCCGCUCUGUGAGUAUGCCGGCUUAGAGACCAUCGAGUACCCAUACCUAGACCGUGAAACAUCCGAACUCUCCUUCCAGCCCUGCAUCGACGCAAUCAGGAGUGCUCCUACAGGGAGUGUAUUUGUUCUACAGGGCUGUUGCCACAACCCGACUGGCAAAGACAUCACAUUGGAUCAGUGGCAGCGGUUCGGAGAGGAGAUAAAAGCACGGGGUCACCUAGCUUUCAUCGAUAUCGCCUACCAGGGACUCGGUGAUGGGUUAGAUGAGGACGCUGCAGGUGUUCGGAUACUAUCACGUCUCGGUAUCGACAUGAUCGUAUGCCAAUCAUUCUCCAAAAAUUUCGCUCUGUACGGCGAGCGCUGCGGGGUUCUUCAUGUAGUCACACGGUCAGUCGAGGCUGCGACCAAUACCAAAGACCAGCUGCGGAGCCUGAUACGGCGCGAAUACUCCUCAUCACCAGCGUACGGGUCGCGGUUGGUUACAAUCGUGCUAGAGGAUCCCGAGCUACGUCAGCAAUGGGUUGAGGAACUCGCGUCCAUGAGAGCAAGGUUAAUUCAAAACAGACAACGACUAAAAGAGCUGUCGACGACUCUGCAAACACCAGGUGAUUGGAAACAUAUUGUGGAGGAGAAGGGGCUCUUUUCGUGCCUCGCGAUCACCCCCGCACAGUGCAAUGCCCUCAUUGACAAAUACCACGUGCAUCUCCCGGUGAGCGGCCGGAUCAAUGUCGCUGGGCUAAAUACGAAUAAUACUGAGCGGACAGCUCGUGCGAUUGAUGCAGUGGUCCGAGGGAGUGUGGCGGGAAAGCUGUGA